Molecule: messenger RNA, 231 nt
Organism: Paramecium octaurelia
Lineage: Eukaryota; Ciliophora; Oligohymenophorea; Peniculida; Parameciidae
Source: the annotation of a GenBank genome assembly
AUGUUGUUUGAUCCUAAACAAGAGAAUUUGCCAUAUACAUUUGCCUUGAUCAAACCUGAUACAACUCUUAAACCAAAUGUAGUGUAGGAGGUUGUAAAUAAAAUUGAAGCAGCCGGGUUAACUAUAAAAAACUUUGUUUAAGUAUAGUGUUUAACAAUUAUCUAUUGAGAGAACUCUACAGAGAAGAAGUACUUAAUCUGUUUUUCAAAUAAUAAAAGUAUAUGGAUGAAA